This is a messenger RNA of Hyposmocoma kahamanoa, 1562 nucleotides long. RefSeq lists its product as uncharacterized. NCBI's taxonomy places the organism in Eukaryota, Metazoa, Arthropoda, Insecta, Lepidoptera, Cosmopterigidae. Bases 563 to 1357 code for a protein of 264 amino acids. The transcript is spliced from 6 exons. The record is from RefSeq and is a predicted model, not a curated record.
UCCCCGGCCGGCUCCAAGUAGAAACUAACUUUUCUGUAUUGUCUCGGGUUUGUGGUAAUAUGGUCUUUGUUUCCUAUUUCCUUGUGUGCUAUAUUUACUUACUUUGAGGUCUGAGCAACGUAUGUGAUGUUAGCUAAUAUUUGUUUAUUUAUUUCUUUCUUAUUAUUUAUGCCAUGCGUAAAAAAUACUUGGCAUGCGAACUGCUAAAUACUAUGUCUUACAAAGCCUGCUUAAGCUUUAUCCAAGAUAUUUAAAAAAUGGUAACAGUGAUAUUCUUAACUGUUAUUUUGAACUAGUUUUACGAAAUACUCGCUUCCAUCUGACGACGAUAAACAACUUUUUUCAGUGUAUUCCAGGAAGCGGUUGUAAGCCCGCGUUUUUUACCCAAAAAAUCUUAUAUUUUGGCAAAGAUUUAUCACAUAAGUCCUAUUUUUUACUACCUUUUGUCUAUUCCUGCUGUAUUUUGUACUAAAUGUUUUAUAAUACAAAUUUUUUGGUGGUGUAUUCGUGUUUAUAAAGCCAUAUCAUUGUGAAACUCAAUAACAUUGCGAGUGUUUUUGUGAUGGCCCCAGUGAAAUUUGGUUUAUUCAAGACUAGAAGCCGGGACCACCAGGAGCAACCCUCUACCGAGAACCUUCUCCAGAACAGCAGCAGCACUGACAAUGUGACGUCACCCGGCUCCCCAUCUGCGAGAAAACGGCAUCCUGAAGAACUUACUGAUGAUGUUGCAGCGUUGCAGCUCGAAACCGGGGAAUACUACGAGGACUCACAAACUGCUAAAGCAACGAGAAGAACGAGUGUGGAGAGCAAUGAAGAAGUACAGCAACAAACUACAACAAACUACACGCUCCUCAAAAACCAAUCAUCGACAGACGCAACUUCCACGUCCACUUUACACAACGACGACGAUUUCGAAGCGAUACAAAACCUUGACGAUCUGGAAUCGACCAGAACCCUGGAAAUCGACAACGACGGGGCGUCGACGUCUUGUGACGCGAAUUCACUGCAGUUUGACGAGGCGUCCAUCGCGCCUAGUGAAGACAUCUCUAUCUAUUGUGGAACGUUGAAAAAACCCAAGAAAAGCAGAAGUAAAGAGGAGCAGCAGUUGAGGGAUUUUGACAUGUGGCAAGCUAGUAACAUCGAAGUUAUGCAGAAUCUGCUUAGCCGAAGUGGGACCCUGGAUGAGCAAAUCAAAUGGGAAGCGAUAGCUACAGCUCGCGGUCUCUGCACAUUGAAGGACAACUGCACCUGCGGAGAUUGCGGCCGCGCUAAGUUUCUUGCAGGGAUGAACGACGGUGAUGGUGGCAUGGGGGCCAUGGCACCGGUUGCCAUUAGUGCUGGGUGUUGUGUACAGUGAGGCGCCGACGCUUAUUGACUUUGAGAAAGCUAUAAAAGUUAUCAGUGGGUACUAAUUCCAAACAACGUUGACAACGUUUUUAUGCGCUGGCAGAUGACGGAAUUAUUUGCGUGAGACAUCGUUGACACUCACUCGAAUCGUAAUCUUCAAAACACGGAAACGUGGAUUUUAUUGGCUUCUUCAAUUCUUAUGGUUAAUAAAUUCG